AUGAGGGCAGAAAGAAGAGCUAAGGAGAAGGCGAUUCAGGAGAUGAGCGCAUUCACCGAAAGAACCAUUAUAACAAGGAAGUGCUCCAGUGCUCUGGUGGGCGUGCUGAAGGAGGUGAGCUGCAAUGCGUUUACCGAGUUGGAAAUAGACACGGUAAUAUCGAGGCUUUUGCACGCUUUUCAGACGCGAGACCCGUAUUUGAAGGUCUUGUCGUAUGCGUUUAUACGAAACAUUGCAGACCUGUCGUCGGGAUCUUUUGUUGCCAUCAACGCCCUUAUAAACAACAUAACAGCGCGGAAAGACGGGCUGCGGGCGGAGGCGCUGAAGCUGCUUCUUCAAAUAACGCCCGAGCAGAUGCUUGAGGACUGCUCCAAGUAUGUGCACCAGGCGCUUAUAGAGACGGAGUACAGCACUCUGAACACCAUUGUUCCGGUUCUUGUAUUCCUGAACAACCCUUCUCUGAGCGAGUGGUUCAGCAGCUGUGCCUGGAUGAAGGGGUUGAAGACGAGUGGGGCGCUGGGGAAUGCUGUUUUGUUUAUGCACAGAGUGCGCCCGCAGGAGAGCCGGGAGGUGAUUUCGGUUCUGGGGUCGCUGCCUUUGCACGGGAUAACAGCUGUUCACUGUGCCAGGUACCUGUCAAACUACUUGGCCAACCCGAGGGCGCAGAAGAUAUUCACGCAGUUCUUGGUUUUGGACGAGACAGACCCCGCGCCUUUUAUUGAGGCGCUGCGGCACAUCCACUUGCUGCCAAAUGCAAUCGGCCAUCUGGACGCGCCUGUUAAGGGCCUGCGGAGGCUUCUGCAGUCGAAUAGCACGGUUGUAAAGGUGUCUGCGCUGCGAACCAUUGAUGCUUUGGCGACAAGGUAUAAGCAGAAGAUGGCGCCUCUACGGGAGGUGGUUGAAGAAAUGCUCACAGGCAGCAGCACGGUGGCGCUUCUGGCAAUGGCCAUUCUUCUGAAGGUGGGGAGCGAGAAAACGGCAGGAAAGAUUGCAGAGUCCCUCCCAAAGCUGCUGUCAGACAUUGGAGAAACACAGAAGAUCUCAAUCAUCGAGUCUGUCACGGGGAUGUGUGACAGGUUUAAGGGGACCUCGUGGGACGAGCUUCUAAAGAAGGCGCUGAAUGCCCCGGGGUCGUGCGACUACAAGAUUAAGAUAGUGCAGAACAUUGCGAAGAUCAGGAGCGGGACAGAGGACAAGGGGCUGAAGAGGUCGCUGGAGCAGAUACUCUGCAGCUAUAUUGAAGACUCGUCGUACCCCAGAGUGACCAUUGAGAUUAUUGGCAUUCUCAUAGACGUGAAGUCUCCGGAGUACACAAUUUCGCUUAUGAACCGGACCAUCCUGGACAAUGAGAACGUGCUUCCUGCUGUUAAUCUGGCGCUGUCUGUUUCAGAUGAAACCAUUCCCAUGCAUGCGCUUUUUGGAGCAGAGUGCAACGAAGAUAUUCUGAAGGCGCCCACUGAGCUCAACAAGAGGGUUAUUGACCUGCUGCAGGAGGACGCAGAGAUGUUUGUUCAGAAGAGGGAAGAGACCCAGCUGGAGGCCAAGUUCAACUCCAUGCAGCUGCAGGCCUCGGACCGCAUUGAGCUAAACAGAACCGAAAGCGAGUUUGGCAUUUCUGUGGUCAAGAACAUAUUCACAGACUUUGUUGUUUUGCAGUACACAAUAGCCAGCAAAAUAGACCUUGUUUUGGAGGAAGGCCGUCUUCGCGUGUUUUUGUUUGACGAGUGCAUCUGCGAUGAGGUGGUGUAUCUGAGGGGCAGGGAGUCAACCAGCGUCGAUGUAAAAAUACCGGUGGAGGACUACAGAAGGCUGUGCGGCGCGGAAAUAGUAAACACAUUCGGGUACUCGGUUUACGACAACCGCGACUACGAGGUGGGCGAGGUGCGCCUAAACAACUGCGAAAUCACGGUCAGCGACUUCAUUGCGCCAGGAGCCAGCCAGGAAAUAGACUGCGAGCCUCUGGUCAGAGAGUACAAGUUCAAUAUGCCAAAGGAGGAGGUCGCCAAAGAGCUCAAAAACAUAUUUAAAAUGGACGUGGAAGAGAGCGAGUCGGGCCUGGAGUGGUCGGGCGUGUUUGUUUACACAGGCGACCCUGUGCAUAUAAAGGCGUCUGUAAAGGAAAAGGGGUCCAUUGUGAGAGCCGAGAUAAAGGUCUUCAGCAAGUCAGAGGAUGUGAAGAACCUGCUAAUAGACCUAAUCAACUGA
Nematocida major is the source of this 2205-nucleotide messenger RNA. RefSeq names its product coatomer subunit gamma. NCBI's taxonomy places the organism in Eukaryota, Fungi, Microsporidia. Gene Ontology annotation, biological process: intracellular protein transport; protein secretion; intra-Golgi vesicle-mediated transport. The record is from RefSeq and is a predicted model, not a curated record. The transcript has a single exon. The coding region runs from base 1 to 2205 and encodes 734 amino acids. Gene Ontology annotation, cellular component: endoplasmic reticulum; endoplasmic reticulum-Golgi intermediate compartment; COPI vesicle coat.